UAGCGAUAUGGAACGACCGGCCGGUUCAAUCCCGAAUCACAAGUAUUUGUAUGGUAAAACGUAUGCCGAUGCCCUUAAAAGCAAUGAAGAAGAAACGGCGCGCUGGACUGCGUACCGACAGGAGCACGUGGAGCUGAAAGAAAACAUCCGAAUGUACCAGCAGUCGCUUCGAACGGACAUACUUAUACCGGUAGGAUCCAAAGCCCUGCUACCGGGACAGCUUUACCACACAGGCGAGCUGUUGGUUAGCCACGGUAACGGAUACUUUUCCGAGUGUUCCUCGGAACAGGCACAGUCCAUAGCGGACCGGCGGAUUCGGGUGGCGAACGAUAUGCUGCAAAAGUAUGAACGAGAGCGAAUGUUGCACAGUGACAAGCUGGAUGCGCCAUUCGUACGUGAAGCAUUUGCCGACGGGGGUGGUCAGGAGAUACUGGAGGUCUACGAUGAGGCAGCGGAGAAACGCUGGCGUGAGAAACACCGCCACCGUGUGCGAGAACACAAGCAACGCGAGGCCAGGGAGAGGGCCAAAACGGAAAGUACCACGGAAAACGAACACGGUGAUGAUGACCUGUUUAAGCAUCUGGAAGAAAUGGAGCUACUGGAAGAGUUGGAACAUGAAAUUGACCAGCUAGACAUCGCGCCAGAUGACGCAGCUAAUGAGCAGUUGCAACGGUUGAUGCGCGGUGAAAUUUCCUUGAAUGAAAAACCACGGAUUGCACACCAAGAAACAUCUCAAGACAAUGUUGAAGAACAACAGAUCCAGGACCAAGAAGAGGAAAUCGAAACCACGGAUGACGAAAGCACCGGUUCUAGGGAAGAUGAUAAAGAGGAUGAAGAUAAUGAUGAAAAUUUGACCGCGGAGUUCCAACAGCUGUUGAAUGAUACGAAAAACUGUGGUGAAGAAGAAAAAAUCAAGAUAUUCCGCGCGAAGCUACGAGAGGUGCGACAGCAACUGUACACAAACUCAAUUUCCAUUAUCGAAAAGGUGGACCUCUACCAAUUGCACGAAGAGAUUGAAGAAGCGCUAGAUUUUUUACAGCUUCCUUCCGAAGAAGAUGGCGAAAGAGCAGAGGUACAGGACGAACCUGAGGCAGAAGCAAAAGCCACGAAACGAAAGUCAAAGAAAAUCAAAUUUGCUGAGCAUGAUCAGAUUAAACUGAUCGAUGGACGGAACUCGUCCGUCAGCGAAAGUGGCGUAUCGACGAGCAAGGGAGCUGAAAAAACGCUAUUUCUGCCCAUUGUUCACUCGCCCGACACACUGCCGGAAGCGUAUCGAACGCAUGGCACGGGAAGCACUGAAGAAAUACUGUCGCCGGCGGAUAUCUACAGGCUGUUUGCAAUGGAAACCGAAGCCAAAGUACCGUCAACUGUGGAAAUCCGCCACAGGAAAUCGAUUCUUAAAAACAAGCAAAUGCCCCAACAAACCGACCGAAAUCCAGUUGAACCGAAGACAACAUCCAAUCUAGCGAGUAGACCACUGUCAAAAGAUACGCCCUCCGUGGCCAUAAUCGGUGAGAUAGUGGAGCAUGCUGUCACAGAUACGAAGGAACCGCCACCCGAAAGUGAUCCUAAGGGGCGUAAAAACAAAAAGGUGAGCCGUUUCAAACAGCAGCGACAAUAG
Molecule: messenger RNA, 1621 nt
Organism: Anopheles bellator
Lineage: Eukaryota; Metazoa; Arthropoda; Insecta; Diptera; Culicidae
Gene: uri
Product: unconventional prefoldin RPB5 interactor-like protein
Exons: 2
Coding region: 8-1621 (537 amino acids)
Biological process (GO): negative regulation of phosphatase activity; negative regulation of transcription by RNA polymerase II
Molecular function (GO): chromatin binding; phosphatase inhibitor activity; transcription corepressor activity
Source: RefSeq, a predicted model, not a curated record